This is a messenger RNA of Cherax quadricarinatus, 10639 nucleotides long. NCBI's taxonomy places the organism in Eukaryota, Metazoa, Arthropoda, Malacostraca, Decapoda, Parastacidae. The record is from RefSeq and is a predicted model, not a curated record.
CAUCCGGGUCUUUCUCCAGUCUGUAAUGUAACAUGGCGGGUGUUUGCCUCAAGUGAUUAUUACUCGAAAUAAGUGCUUUUUAUCCCUUCAGAUGGUGAUUUUAAGACUUUGGCAUGCUUGUUAAUGCCAAGAAAAUAAUCUAGUUGUGAAAGAUGCAGAAUGUAGUACAGGGACCUGUCGCCGACAGCGAGAAAGAGAGCUCAAUACUGGAGGGUGCGAAGGCUGACUCCACCGCCACCUUGAGACCACCAACCCCGGAUAAAUGCCAAACGUAUGCGGACCUACAAGAUAAAUUUUUCACAGUAUCGGGAGAAUCAGAUAGCGAAGAGGGUGACGAAUCGGAGGUGGAGCCGUUUGCCUUGGGUGAGGGGGAGGGGGAGGAGGAGGAGGAGGUGGGUGGAGCAGCUGGUAGCGUACACAACAAGUUCCUGUUGUCAACCGCAGCCCAUGCUACUGCCACUACACCGGACCUUAGUACUGCCUCGCCACACCAUACUCAACCACAUUUUGAUCCCGAUACUCAUUCACGGCUAGUGGCACUUUUAGAAGCUGCAGUUUCUUCAUCCUCAGACCCGGAAGUGCUACGUCGACUUACCUCCAGUGUUUCUUGUGCACUGGACGAAGCUGCAGCUGCCUUGACGCGUAUGCGCUCAGAGACAGUAGGUGGAGCAGCAGCAGCAGCAGCAGCGGCGGCGGCGGCAGCGGCAGCAGCAGCCACAGUGGGAGGAAGUAGCAGCAGCAGUAGCAGCAGCAGCAGUAGCAGCAGUAGUAGUAGCAGCAGCACACCUGGGGACGGACAGCGCACCUUGGUGGAAGCUUGCACGGACGGGGACGUACCUACGGUACGAAGGCUACUAGACGAAGGGCGGUCUGUUCAUGAGACCACAGAAGAGGGAGAGAGCCUACUGUCUCUUGCUUGCUCUGCAGGAUAUUACGAAUUAGCCCAAGUUCUUCUUGCAAUGCGUGCCAAUGUGGAAGACCGGGGCAUCAAGGGGGACUGUACUCCUCUGAUGGAGGGGGCCUCUGCAGGUCAUGUAGAAAUAGUCAAGCUGUUGAUUGCCCAUAAUGCUGAUGUUAAUGCCCAGUCAUCAUCUGGCAAUACACCUCUCAUGUAUGCCUGUGCGGGUGGCCACACUGAUGUAGUUAAGGUACUGCUGCAUCAUGAUGCCAAUGUAGAAGAUCACAAUGAGAACGGUCAUACCCCACUGAUGGAAGCUGCUUCUGCUGGUCAUGUGGAAGUUGCCAAAAUUCUUUUGGAGAAAGGUGCAGGAAUCAACACCCAUAGCAAUGAAUUUAAGGAAUCUGCAUUGACUUUAGCAUGCUACAAGGGUCACUUAGAGAUGGUAAAGUUUUUACUUGAUGCUGGAGCUGAUCAAGAGCAUAAGACUGAUGAGAUGCACACUGCCCUCAUGGAGGCUAGCAUGGAUGGCCAUGUGGAAGUAGCACGCCUUCUCCUUGACUCUGGUGCUCAGGUGAAUAUGCCUGCCGACAGCUUUGAGUCACCCCUGACCCUGGCUGCUUGUGGUGGCCACACUGACCUUGCACUCCUGCUUUUAGAAAGAGGAGCAAAUAUCGAGGAAGUUAAUGAUGAGGGAUAUACCCCUCUCAUGGAGGCUGCCAGGGAAGGACAUGAAGAAAUGGUCACACUGCUGUUAGCUCAUGGUGCAGAUAUUAAUGCACAAACGGAAGAAACACAAGAGACUGCAUUGACAUUGGCAUGCUGUGGUGGCUUUCGAGAUGUUGCUGACCUACUCAUCAAGGCUGGAGCAGACCUUGAACUUGGGGCAUCAACACCACUCAUGGAGGCAGCACAAGAGGGACAUAGAGACCUAGUUGAAUAUCUGAUUGAUGCUGGUGCUAAUGUCAAUGCCCAGACAUCAACGGGGGAUACUGCACUUACUUAUGCAUGUGAGAAUGGACACACAGAUGUUGCUGACCUCCUGUUGCAAGCUGGGGCUAAUCUGGAGCAUGAGAGUGAAGGUGGGCGCACACCACUGAUGAAGGCUUGUCGGGCAGGCCACCUUUGUACGGUACAGUUCCUGAUUGUGAAGGGUGGUGAUGUGAACAAGACCACCACUAACAAUGACCACACACCACUCUCCUUAGCCUGUGCUGGUGGGCACGUUCCUGUGGUGGAGUUACUGUUGGUUCAUGGUGCUGACCCUCAUCACAAGCUCAAGGACAACUCUACCAUGUUGAUGGAGGCAAGCCGUGGUGGCCACACCAAGGUCGUGCAACUUCUCAUCGACUUUCCCAGCUCCAUUUCUCAUCUCCUUCCCGUGGUUGCCCCCCCACAUCCCAGUGUGACUGGUGGCAGCACAGGAGCAACAGGAGAUUUGACCAGUGGGCCCCUGCUGGAAGGAGAUCCACCACACCUCACCAUGGGUCUCACAGUGGUCCCCGGCUCAGAUCCUCAGACUCCCUUAGUGCUCAAUGCAACUCAACCCAUAUUUAAUGAUAUUGCUCGACUAGGAGAUGGAGGACUACCAGGAGGAUCAACUACAGUCACUGGUACUCAAGCGUCGGUGACUAAGGUAAAUCGCAGUAAGACCAAUCGUAAACCUGCCACCACGUCUGUGUUACCUACCACCAUGACUCCUGGCCUUACCUCUCCCAUUGUUGCUACUACUGGGGACAAGACCAGCACCAGCGAGGCUCAAACCGCAAAAGCUACAUCUGCCAAUAAUGCAACCAAUAGUGAUUAUGUUCUAUUAACUCCGACCUCUCCAACUUCGCCUCCACCUGCAAAUCAGGAAGAGGCUAGUGCAAAGUUACGACCAUGUGAUCGUUUAGACCAGUAUGUAGACAACCUUGUAAGGAAGGCAGAGCAACCUCACCAAAAUCGUGAAGAGCAGAUCCUUCAAAAACAGCAAAUUCUCGAAGAGUUGCAAAGGGUGGAGAGAGAAUUGCAAGGGAAGGUAAUCCCUUUUGGUGGCAACUAUGAUAGCCCACGAAGCACCAGCAGCAGCAGUAGCUGUAACAGCACUGGCAUUACCACUAGCAGUAGUAUUUCUGUUGUGGGAAACAUUUGUAACAUGAGUGGGACAUCCAUCACUACCUUAGCAAGCGGCAGUACCAAUAGCAACACGAGUAAUGUCAUCAAUGCAGGAAGCACCUCUUUGGCAGCUCCUCUUGUUUAUCCUCCUGCAUCCUUGCAUACCCAUGUACCUAUUGCCACUCAUACUGUGGAAACUCAGACAGGCUUCCUUCCUGGCACUGGAUGGGCAAGUUUACCCCCAGGUGUAGUUAUGUCAGAAUUACCCCCAGUGGUGUCCCUGUAUGGUGGGGCAGCUUCUGCGGCACAGUUGCCAAUUUCACUUCCAGCUGAGGGAGCCCAAGUACCUUCAUCAAUGUUUCCUGGGGGAUCUUGCCCUCAAGAAACAGCCGGUUACUCGGCUUCAUCAGUGUAUCAUACUCCAGCUUCUCCACCUUCUCUUCCAACACACAAUAUUUCUUCUUCUGGGCCAGCAACUGGAAAUGUUCCUGUUUCGGAAAGACCUAAAAUGAUACCAUCAAAGAAGGCAGAUAAAAAGAAACUUCAACUCCAGCAGCAGAAGCAGCAACCAGUGUCUCAGCAGCAACAUAAUACCCAACAGCAGAUGAUGGUUCAGCGCAGCCAAGCUGUACAGCAGUUACAGCUUCAACCAGUACAGCUGAGCCAUGGGGUUGAUGGUUCAUAUAGUUGUCCAGCUAGUGGCUUAGGUUCUCAACCAUUACUUGUUCCAGGUGGGACUGUAACAUCCCUACCUCCUCCACCUCCUCCAGGUGUGUUGCAUCCUUCAAAUGGAGCAACACAAUGCCUUCCACCACCUCCACCUCCCCUUCCUCCACCACUUCUUGUUGAAACUACUCAUGACCAGAGCUGCCAGAACAAGAACAAGAUUGAUACUACUGUACCAAGAGGAAAAAUGGAUAAAAAACGUAGUGUUCCCUCAGAAUGUGAUUGUCCAGGGCUUUUACCAAAUGAAGAAGUGGCUAAUAGUGGGGUUGGUUUAAAUAAGUUAGAAAGCGAUAGUGCGAGCCGUGAUGCUGAUAGCGGAGCGGAAGUUGUUCCUUUAACAUCAAUAGUCACUCCACUGCAACUGUCGACGGGGUUGGGGCCGGCCCCAGGCACAGGUUUGCAGUUUGUUCCCACUACUGUUGUACCCUCUCCUCAUCUACAAUUUGCACCCUUCCAAGUUGGCACAGGCUCUGUGCCUCUGCAAUAUGGUCACUUGUCUGCCUUGGGGAUGGGACAGGCAGUAGCCAACCAGCCAGUCACCAGUCAAGCUGCUGCAGCUGCUGCAGCAGUAGCUGCACAGCAGCUGCAAGUGGUAGGUUCCUCUGGAGUUUCAGCUAGCAGCAGUAGUAGUAACACUAAUACCAAUACAAGUGGUUCUGUUGUAACAGGAGUUCCUCAUUCUAACAAGUCUCAAGUGAAGAAAUUUUUGCUACACUCGCCACAAAUAGGAGUAAAUACAGGAGAGAGCGGAGGUCAGCAGCGGGGACCACCUUUAGGACCACUCUUGCAUACUAGUGCAGGCACACUUCCUUCAGGGCAACAGGUUUCUCAUUCUGCUUCACUCAGUCAGCCAUCCAAGAAAAGUAAGAAGCAGGUUCGGGGCAGUGUUAACAAGCAAGAGCGAGAUGGUCAUUACACACUUCCUGUCAGUGCAGAUGGUGCAAUUGUACAGGAUGUUACUACACAUCACCAGUCUGUUGCUGCAGGCCUACCUCUUGAUCAAGCAGCCCAGGGCGUGGUGUAUGCCAAUACCCACACCAUGGCCCACUUUCCUGCUAACAUUGCAGCACCAUCUGGCACCCUUCCUCUUACCAAUGGACCUGUAACCACCUUUGGCCAAGGUCUGCAAGUUGAGUCAGGCUUAAUGGUUGCUACUCCAGCAGCUCCAGCCAAAAUACUGAAUGACCAAUUACCUGAUAUGAUAACCACACCUGCUGCCCAGGUGAGUGGUGGUCAGUUGGGGGUAGGAGGAGUACCAGUGUCAGUUCCAUAUAUGGGUAGCGAUGGGAGUGUUCCAUACACUGGAUCAACGGGCAUAGGACCAGGAGGAGUAUGCCAUUAUCCAGCUGCAAUACCCUCUCAUCUGGUUGAUGUAGACAUAGAGACUGAUUCCAACCACGACACAGCCCUGACGCUGGCAUGUGCAGGUGGCCACGAAGAGUUAGUGCAGCUGUUACUUACUCGAGGCGCGAACAUAGAGCACAGAGACAAGAAAGGAUUCACCCCCUUGAUUCUAGCAGCUACAGCAGGACAUGCAAAGGUAGUGGAGACCUUGCUCAAUACAGGUGCACAUAUUGAGGCUCAGUCAGAACGCACCAAAGACACUCCUCUCUCACUUGCGUGCUCAGGAGGCAGAUACGAGGUGGUAGAAAUUCUCCUGCAGCGAGGUGCCAAUAAGGAGCACAGAAAUGUAUCAGACUACACCCCUCUUUCUCUUGCUGCAUCUGGGGGCUUUGUUAACAUUAUUAAGCUCCUCCUUGACAAUUGCGCAGAGAUCAACUCACGCACAGGAUCCAAGCUUGGCAUCUCCCCGCUCAUGCUUGCUGCCAUGAAUGGGCAUGUGGCAGCUGUGAAACUACUGCUAGAUAUGGGCUCAGACAUCAAUGCUCAAAUUGAAACCAAUCGGAACACUGCUCUUACCUUAGCUUGCUUCCAAGGUCGGCAUGAAGUUGUCUCACUCCUCCUUGACCGCAAAGCUAAUGUUGAACACCGUGCCAAGACUGGAUUAACACCUUUGAUGGAGGCUGCCAGUGGAGGGUACGUAGAGGUAGGACGUGUGCUGUUGGACAAGGGCGCAGAUGUCAAUGCUCCACCCGUACCUUCUUCUCGAGACACGGCACUUACCAUUGCUGCAGAUAAAGGCCAUUAUAAAUUUGUAGAACUACUUAUCCAACGAGGUGCUCAAGUUGAGGUAAAGAACAAAAAAGGCAAUUCCCCUUUGUGGUUGGCUGCUAAUGGUGGUCACUUAGAAGUUGUGCAACUACUUUAUAGUGCCACUGCUGACAUCGACUCAGAGGACAACAGAAAAGUCUCCUGCCUCAUGGCAGCAUUUAAAAGGGGUCAUUAUAAAGUGGUUAAGUACAUGGUACGAAAUGUUUCUCAGUUCCCAUCUGACCAGGAACUGCAGCGGUAUAUAGCCACUUUAGGAGACAAGGAGCUAAUCACAAAAUGUACCAACUGUUUGGAAGUUAUUCGGGCAGCCAAAGACAGGCAGGCCUUGGAAGCUAACAAAAAUGCAUCUAUUCUGCUGGAGGAACUUGAGCAGGAACGUUCUCGAGAAGAAUCAAAGAAAGCGGCUGCAUCCCGGCGCAGACUCAAGAAAAAGGCUAAAAAGCAAGAAAAGAAAGAGGAGAAACGGCGUUUGGAAGAAGUGAAGAGAAAUGAUGAUGGUAGUGAUAAUUAUGAGGAUGAUGAUGAUGAAAAUGGAAGUAAUGAGGACCAAGAACAUCAUGAGGAGCAAACUAAGAGAGAGAAAAAUGAAGCAAAUGCUCUUCAGAGAGUUGUGGAGCAAAUUGCUCCUGAAGAGAAGGAUGGCGAUAGUGGCAUAGAUUCAAAUAGCCAAACUAGUGCAACUUCUGAAACCAAAGUAACAGAGGAAAAUGACAAACAGGGAAAAAGAACAAAGAAAAAGAGAAAGGAAUCUUCAAUGAGAGAUUCAACCACUGCCAGUCAGAAACAAAAUGGAACCCCUUCUCCCAUCCCUAAUAGUGAAAGCAUCGAACUUAAAAAGUUGACGCCUAAUUCUAACAUUACCCAGCCACAGUUCAGUGCCUCAAAUUCCUUAAAUUCAAAGAGCAAGAAAAAGAAAGAGGAGGAGAAUAAAGCCAGUGGAAUAAUGAAUGAACUUGAUAUCUUCCGUCUAGAUAAUAUAAAACCAGUGAAUAAUAAGAAAUUGUCCCAUGAUUCCUCACGCAUCAAUGCCUUGGAUACAUUUGGUGAGGUUGAUCACUAUGUAACUCCUAUUCCUGGCCUUGUCGGUAGUGCUUCAACUACUCUAAGCGCACCGUCCCUUAGUCCUAAUGCCAAAUCUACGCCUGGGCUAGGUACAAGUCCUAAGAAAGGGACUCGACGUGAAGAGGGGUGGAAAGAAGUAAGUCGAAAAGCCAAAAAAGUCUCUGUUCCCAACAGUGCAAUAAGUAGAGUAAUUGGUCGAGGUGGCUGCAAUAUAAACACCAUUCGUGAAGUUUCUGGAGCACACAUUGAGGUGGAGAAGCAAGGUAAAAGUCAAGGUGAUAGAAUGAUUAGCAUCAAAGGCUCUACAGAAGCCACACGUCAGGCACAAAAUCUUAUUUCUGCCUUGGUUAAGGACCCUGACAAAGACCUCUCAGAACUGCUUCCCAAGUCGGUAUCCAAGGUUGCUCCUAAGCCUUCGAAAAUCAAUAUUGAUAAUUCUGUUUUACAAUCAGGUAGUAAAGCUUUACGACCUGCCAGCACUAUUGGAAUUAGUAUGGCUACUGUUACAUCAUCUACUAUCAGCAUAACUGUCGCUAAGUCUAGUACCACUACAACUACGGCAUGGUCUAAUGCUCUUUCAUCGCCAAAGCGGAUGCCAAUACAAGCUAGGUCAGUGUCAACUGUCGGUUCACUGAAUUUCUCUACUCCCAAAAGUCCAGCUGUUCGUCAAUUAUUCCCUGGAGAGAAGAAAUCUGUUCCUGCUACCUCAUCUGCGAGUAAAACAUUGAAUAAUUCCCACUCAGUAAGUGUAUCCAUGCCAAGUGAACCUCAUCAAACUUUUGCUGCAAAGCUGGCAGACUCGAAAAAUUCAACCAAAAGUUCAACACCGCCGUUGGUUGCAUCUCCUAAACCUGCUCAGUCAGGGUUAACAAAUAAUGUUAUUAAUUCUUCAGAAAAUAUUGUGGGAGAGGAUAAAAAUGUUCCAGAAACUAAUAAUAAUGGAAUGAUCAGUCAACAGUAUUCUAUCUUUAACAACCGCCUCAGCCAAGUAACACAUGAAGCCAUGUGGGGUGCCAAAGAGAAACAGGUAAAUUUUGCAUCCGUGGCUGCAGCCGGGCUUGUGCCAAAUGGUAAUAAUAAGAUGCCACCUCAGAUGCUGCAGCAGCAUCACCAGCAUUUGGGAGGUGGGCAAGUCAAUAAUUACAUGGAACCUGUUGAUCAACUCCCAAUGGCUGAUGUUACUCGUGCUCCUGGGUAUAGAGGAUCGACAUCCACUGUCACAGUCAGUAGCCAAAUGGCAUCUGUUGCCUCUGGAAGUCCACCAGGCAGUGUUCCUGUGCCUAUGCCUUUAUCUGGACCACACCAGCCUGGGGCUACCAGUAUGGCUCGGAGUGCACCUGGAACUCCUGUAGCCUCUCCAUCAGUGAGGCCUAUUGCACCUCCACCUCCCCGCCAAACUGCAACUCCUCCUAUCCCAAGAUCCUCUUUGGAAAUGGGUGCUGCAUCAUUUGCUCUACUUCCUGGUCCAUCGCGUACUCCUCCAUCCGUAUUGUCGCCAUUGGUGCGAUUGCAAUCUGCCUCACUAGGGCCUAGUGGUCCAUUACCAAAUCGUGGCCAUAUGUCACAGUCAGGUAUGAACAUGGGGCAGCAACCUUAUUCAGGUGUUUCUAUGGCCAGUUUAGCACCUGGGGGUCCUGUGUCAUCCAUUCCUCGUGUCCCCAUUCCACAACCUGACCAUUCUGACUUAGUUAACCUAGCCCCUGGCCAGCCUUAUCGUAAACCACCACCACCACUUGAAAUGACCAUGGGCUCUUUCCAUCAACAAAAGCAGCAACAGCAACAACAACAGCAGCAACAGCUACCUUCUUUGGCUCAGCUUGCAGGAAUGAUGAAUGGUCCUAGAUUUACCACACCACAAACUAAUACCCAUGCAGUAUUCACCAAUAAUAUUUUGGCACCCAUAUCAGCAGCUCCACAGAUUCAAAGCAACCUUAACCCUAAUGCACCUGAUUUUACUAGCAGAUCUGGGGCUUUUGUGCCACCACCGACUUUUCCACCUAGCUCUCAGUUAGCUGCCUUUCAGAAUGGGGCAUCAACAGUUACACAUUCUCUUGGAUCAGGAUUUGGUGGAAUUAGUCAGUUUCCAGCUGGGCUAGACACUUUGUCAUUUAAUGAUAUGAUUGGGAUUAUGCCACGUAAUCCACCACCUUUGGCAGCCAUCCCAGCUUCAGUUGGAGUCAAUGCUGCUUUCAGAAACAGUGGAGGAUCACAAGACAACUCGUCCCCUCUUGCAUCACCCCACUCAUCCAACCCAGCCUCUCCAACUCAGACUGCGUCUGCUGCCAAUACUGGAGGUUUGGCCCAAUUACCAGAAGAGCGUCAUGCAAAACUACAACCAAUUGGUACAGAGCGUGCACAGAAGAGGUCUGAACGGGGAGCUGUAGUUGGAGGACUGGGUGGUCAUGGAACUGUUAUUGCUGAUAUACAGUGGCCUAUGCCGAUACCAGAUCUGUUGGCUGGACCCCACCUUGACCAUAAUCUACCAGCCAACCCAUACUACAAUGAUUUAGAUAUGACACAGUAUGCACAACUCUGGAACUGGGACAUGAAUCCACAGAUGUAGAACUCGCCCCAACUACGAACAGCAGCAGCAGCACCAGCAGCAGAAGCAUGAUGAAUAACAGAGGAAGUUGGUAGCAGAGGCCAGAUGCACCAGUGACUGGAAGCAUUUGAAGGAGCAGCAGUGGUGGCAGCAGCAGCGGGCUGCCUCUUAUGUUGCUAGGCACCGCUUAUUUCAUCCUCGACAGAUCUGCUUGCCUCAAAAAAAAAUUAUCAAAUUAAAUGCUUUUAAUUGUAGUCCUUGUGGUUUGGGUGACAUUAAACUCAGUGAAAUUGCUUCAUUCAAGAUAAAGAAUUUCAUGGAUGGUACCUCAUAUGUACCCAUAUUUUAGGUCAAAGUGUUUUUAAAGUGCCACUUUAAAAUUGAGUGAUGUAUGAUAACUGUUAAUGUUUUCAAAGGUUUAAAGGCAACCUCAUAUGCAAUUGCUGUGGUGUCACUCGUGUUGACAUGGUUAUGAUAUUUUGUUGCUUGCCCACGUAAGGAUUAUUGGUAGUCGUAAAAUGACGCAACGUAAUGGUGGCCUCAUAAACUCUUGGUAGGAUAAUUGGUGGUGGCUGGAGUCAUCACCCCAAUGACUGAGGAGGAUGUUGUCCUAGUGUGGCUGCGCCUGCCGCCCCCCACCGGCCGGCCCCACCCCCUCCCAGGCUGCCCGGGGGCGGCGGUGUGUGCAGGCCGCUAUGUAGUGCACAAGGGCAUCUACUGCGCCUGCCCACUGAACAUGCUGCCGGCCUGGAUGGGUUCCUCGGCCCCUUUGUGGGCCCAUCCAUGCCAGCAGGUAAUGAUGACUGCUUGUAGUCAGCUUGUCACUGGUUCACCCCGCACCCGGGCUUCAUACUCACGUUUGCAGUCUUGUGUUUCCUUCAUUGUAUGCAAAGUCAAGUCACUAGAAGGCAACUUACUGUCCUGAGUUGAGCGAUCCCUCCCUCCCUCCUGUUGGGCCUUUCUUUUCCUCCCACCUCCCCUUCCCCGCUGCCCGCCCUCCCCUUUGCCAACACGCCUACUCGGUGACGAGCGGCUGCCACACCGCCGCCCGCUCCAAGGUCGUACUUGUAUAUGCAGCAGUAAUUAUAAUAAAGCUUACUAUCCACUACUACUAUGUGGAAACAUUAAAGAUUUAUCAGGCA